UCGCUCCAUGCCGAAUCAAAUCCACAAUUAUGUAGUACCAUCAGAAGAUCCUGAUGCAAUUUAUUUUCGCGGAGAACGCCACAUUCAUGAUAUUGAUUUACCAAAAAAAGGACUCGAUGGAAGAGUGCGAAAUAUACUAUUAUCCUCUCGUGUGCAACUGGCAGAAACAUAUAAAUCUAAAGAAGAGGAUCCUCUUUGCGGAGUAUGUGUACGUGACUUUAUGCCGAAACAAAGCGUAAUUUUUUUACCAUGUUCCCAUAAAUUGCACAAAACGUGUUUUUGGGAUUUAUCCCGUUUUUAUAGACAUUGUCCUACUUGUAAAUACGAUAUGGGUCGGGGCCUGCAAAUUCCAGAGUAGGGUAUAACUGAUUUCUAGUCAAUUAAAUUAUAAAAUGGGAGUAGAACAUUAAAAAUUAGAAAGUUCUCAUUUUGCAACUUAAUUGACUAAAAAUCUUUUGUGCUCUACUCUGGAAUUUGGAGGCUAUACACGUCGGAUUACUUGUUUUUGAAAAUUUAAUAUUUUGGACACGUACUAGACAAGUAUCCCGACGUGUAACAGUUUC
Molecule: messenger RNA, 563 nt
Organism: Meloidogyne enterolobii
Lineage: Eukaryota; Metazoa; Nematoda; Chromadorea; Rhabditida; Meloidogynidae
Source: the annotation of a GenBank genome assembly